This is a messenger RNA of Drosophila virilis, 5825 nucleotides long. NCBI's taxonomy places the organism in Eukaryota, Metazoa, Arthropoda, Insecta, Diptera, Drosophilidae. The record is from RefSeq and is a predicted model, not a curated record.
CCAUUGCAUUUUAAUUAAGUGCAUUUUAAUGAGGCAUCAUUGGCUGCUGGAUGCAGCAGAUGUUCCUGCGGCUGCUGUUAUUUUGUUCAUUACCAAUGAGCGCAUUUUUAAUAGGCUCCCAAAGCUGGCAAAUGCGGCUGAAUGCUUUGGCCUGGGAUCCUUGUUCCCGCACCUAAUUAGACAUACCAUUAGCUAAACCUUAAGCCUAUUUAAAUUAGUCUACUACGUUUGUGGUUUACGCUUUGCUAAAACAAACACAAAUAAUAAAAAAAAAAAUGAAAAAAUAGUAAAAAAUGUGGAAAAAUAAAUAAAAUGUCUGCAAAAUUGUCAGUCUAAUUUAAUUCAAAGGCUUGGCUGUUUAUAGUUGUUCAUAUGUAUAUUGUGGCCAGCGGGCAAUAUUUGUGAUUAAAGUGAGAGUGAAAAAGUAUAGUAGAUGGAAAAUUUUUUACGCUGGCUUACUUUAACAGAACUGGGCAUAUUUGCACUGAGCUAAAACUUGAUGCAUGUAGAAGAAUUUCUUGAACUCAUUUAUUGAAGAAUAUGCACAGAAGGUCUCUACUCUCUAUUUAAAACUAAUAUAAUCUAAAAAAGCUUUAAUUCCUGUAUAUCUCCUUUAGUAGAAUCUCUCCAGUGUUGAAUCGUUUUCCUUAAAUAGAUUUAUUUUCUUUAUAAUUAAGUGUUUUUUAGCGGCAUAUCUAAGCAAACAACAUGCCAUUGCCGUUUAUUCUAUACCACCCCGUUUAGCAGCAUUUUCCAGGCUCAACAUUUUUUAUUUUUUCAUUUUUCAAAUUGCGUAAUUUUCAUUAGUUUGCUGCAUCUGCAGGCAAAUUAAGAGCUGCUGCUGUCUCACUCCCAAUCUGCACGACUCUGUCACUCUCGUGUCCAGCGUCUGCCACGCCCCGGCUCGCCCCCCAACCGCCUAAGGUCGAAAGUGCGUAUCUGCAGGAUACGCAUGCAAAUAAGCGCAUGUGAGUGCAGGACGACCCUCGCUGGCUGUUGAUGUAGUAAAUGUAUUUGUGUGGUUUGCAUUUUUUUUGCAUCAUACGAACAUGCAUUUUUUUUUUUAUUUUAUACGCAAAUAAUUGUGAAUCUCUCUGUUUUUUUAUUCGCAUAUUUUUCGCUGGCUGCGGUAGGUUAUUGUUUGGUUUGUUUGGGUUUUUAUUUUUUAUUUUUAAUUAAAAACGGAAGUAAAUGCUGGCAGGCCGAAUGCAGGGAUGGCAUCCUGCCUGGCUGGUUGACUUGUCAAGUGCAUGCGUGAGUCUGCCAUCAAAAUGCGUGGGUGCGAGUGUGUGGGUGUGUAUUAGGCAUGUGUGUGUGUGUGUGUGUAUGUGUGUGUGGGCGCUCACAUAUCGGGCACUUUGGCCAGAUUGUAGUGUUUUGCUAACAAUGCAAUUUUCAGUGCAUUGUUGCUGGUGGUGAUGCCCGCCUACAGAGCUCUCUUCCUCGCACUCUCUUUUGACGGACGCACAUCAAAUCAAAUCCUUAGCUGCUGCAGCGGUCGCAAUUUCAGACAAUCGCCGUCGCCCGCCUGAUGAAAUGUCAAACGCGUUCCCGUUCCGAGUGUGCAAACAGUGUAAGGCACAACGGAUACGGAUACACUGACUGCCGCUUAGAGAGCUGCGGAACCAUAUAUGCCCGCCACGCACAAACUAAACCAAACUCAACAACAAUAAAAACAUGGCAACAAUUCAAAACUGAAGAGUUUUUCAAAUAACGCAAAAAAAAAAAAAACGUAAAAGGGAAAAGGCAUGCAAAAAAAAAGAAGAAAAAUAGAAAAAAAAAUCGAGAAAAUUAAAACAAAACAAACAGCAGAACGCAUCAUCGUCGGCAUCAGCAAUGGCAGCCUCAUCAGCCUUUGGCUUUGCCACUGCUCUGUGCCACGCAUGAGGAGAUUUUGGUUUGGCUUUUGAUUGACGAACUUGGCUCGUUGUUGUUACUGCAUCGUGCCUCCUGCCACCUCCCUGCUGCCUACUGACUGCUUCACGAUCCGCUUUUCACUCAAACUCAUCAACGUCAACGACGCAUUCAAAUCGUUUUGAUGGACUGCUGCCGUCCCACUGCCUUUAUCCGGCCGCCACCCCCAGCUUCCGUACGCAGCGCAUCCUGGCACAAAAAAAGAAAAAAAGGAGAAAAAAAAUCACACAAAACCUUUGCACAAUAUUUGUAUUUUACGCAAUUUUUACUGACUGCCAUGUCGUUGACUGGUUGCCUGUUCGUUGCUGCCUGAUUUGCAAACCGAUUUGCAACAUUGUUCAUGUCAGUCGGAGUGCAUUGUUAAUAAUCAUGAUGUGUGUGCGUGUGUGUGUGUGCGUGUGUGUACGUGUGUGAGAUCUAAGUUUUAAUAGCUAGACUCUUGUUUGCUCAGCCAUUGUCUUUGCCUGCCGAUUGCAAAUUAGUGCGACAAUAAUUGUGGCAUUAAAAUUUAUUUGAAAAGCCAUAGAAAUUCCUUGCGCUUUCGUCAUGAGUCUGAAUCUAAUCUCAACUUAUGGGCCAGCAAAGAAUAUCUCUUUGCAUUUGAUUCGAUUAAACAGUUGGCAAGAGUUGUAAUAAAAGUCAAAUUAGCUUUAUUGCGUAUACGCCCCGCUGGCUAUUUUGUUUUACUUUUAACUCGCACUCAUUUAACAGGACUCAAACAUGCCUCAUGCAACGCUUAACACUUUCCACUGCAACGCCUUUCCAUAGUUAAUUUGCCAUAAAAUAUGCCAGCAACAACAGCCGUCAGCUGAUGAUGGAAUGAAGCUCGUCUCGUUCUCGUAAUUAAAUUACUCACCAUCAAGUUGCAAGCUCAGCAAAGGCGUGUCCUCUGUAGAGGGAGGGGGGUGUUGCGCUCAUAAACUGUUGCCAAAAAGUUUUAAGCUGCAGUUGAGUCCCCGCAAAACUUGCCUAACCGACAACAGAGACAAGAAUCUGUUUUCACAUCCCAAACUUUUGCCAAACUUUUGCGAGCAGUUGCUCUUGUCUGCUUUUGUUGUUAUUGUUUUUUUUUUUUGCCUAUUUUCUCACAUAAUCUGGCAUGUAAAUGAUAUAACCACAAAGUUGAGCAUACUUUGAAUUUUGUUUCUGUGCCCAAAACACUUCAUACCACUUGUUGCUGUUGGCAACUUGUUGGAUUUGGCCUGGAAUUUAGGCAGCUGCUGUUUUAUGGCUGUAAAGUUAUUUAUGACGCCAGAAAGCAAGUGUUAAAAUGCAUUGUGGUUUAAUCUGCAACUGAACGAGUUUAUAAUUCACUCUAUCUGCAUAAAACAAUAAUCGGAAGGUCGUUAAAAUUUGCUUUAGCCCUGGAUAGAACUAUUGAAAUGAUAUAUUAACAUAUCUAAUUCAAUAAGAUAUAUGAAAUGUAUGUGAUAUGUGGGUUUUUUGUGGUUUUGUAACGAAUUUUGUAAUGUAUGGAAGGAGCCGUGUCCGAUCUCCUCAAGUACCUACGUGAUUAGCAUUACACAUCGAUCGAGAAGAUAGGAUCCGACAUAUGAAUAUCACAUAGCUGUAUGAACAGUUGCUUUGAGUUAAGCAUGCUCGAGGUGAAUAUGAACAAGGAGCCGGCCAGUUUGAAAUUAAGGCAACCUAAAACAUGUUAGUCAUAAAAACAAGUUAUUUUUCUCUUUUUACCAAUAUAUUUCGAUUGCUUUCCGACAGUCUUCUUUAGAGCUUGAGUUCUUUUAUUACACGUCUGCUCUGUUGUAUAAGAAACUCUUUUGUUUCUUUCAAGAUGUCUUGACCAAGUUUAUCAUUUGUGAGUUUUAUUGUGCAUGAAAAGUUGUUGUGUUUUUACGAUAUCUUGAGCACAGUUGGAGAUUGAAUUCAUGUUAUAUUUAAAAUAAAAAACUCAUAAGAUAAUCGCUACCCAUUCAGCUCCUACGCAUUAGUCUGAUCAAUUAGUUAUCUCAAGCUUAUUGUAAAUGAAAAGUAACUUCUGCUGUCUGCUUUUAUUCUGUGUUGUUGUUGUUGUAGCUGCAGUUGUUUGUCUCUUGUCUGCGCCUAGUAAAACAAUCCAAGCAAAACGUGCGCUUUAAUAAACCAUGCGACUUGGCAUCUCUCAUCAGUUGCAGUUAAAAACUAAGCCGGGCAGCAUCUUCUGCAAAUGUUUCGCUUUAUUCUCUUACUGCUGCUGCACUGUGUUGCGGCAACUGUGACCGAGCCAAGUCUCUACAGUGCCGAGGACAACGUCAAAAUAUUGAACAACGACACGUUGGAGCUGCAGUUGUAUAGUCCGCAUACCUGCAAACUUGUGCAGUUCAUCAACUAUUUCUGCGGCGACUGUCGUCGCUUUGCAGGCACAUUUAAGCAGCUGGCCUGGAAAUUGUACGGAUGGCAACGCGUACUCUCGAUCUAUGUUGUGGACUGUGCGCAGGAGCGGAAUGUGAAAAUCUGUCGUGACUUUGACAUACGAAAAACGCCAACGCUGCGUUUAUAUCCACCCGCUUUUCAGCGAACUGAGCAAAAACUUGGCUUCGAGUUGGACACACUUGUGCCAGAUGAUAUUUUUGUCCAGCUUGCCGAAUUUAUAGGCAAGGUGAAGUACACAGCCUUUGACCAGCCUAAUUUUGAGCCGCUGACUGCUACGGAUACUAAACAAACGCUGCUUAAUGAAUGUACUACUAGUAGCACAAAGUUUAUUGUGCUCGUCCACCAGCCAGAGGGCUCAACAUUGGGCAGAGACACAAUUCUGGGCCUGCUGACUUGGCCAAUUGUAGCUGUGCGCAUACUGAGCGAUCGGUGGCUGUUUGAUAACUUUGGCUUAAACCCUACCAGCGAUUCCUUGAUUAUUAUGGAUUGUCUGGGAAAAUCCUUAAGCCUACAUCCCCAAAAUGAUAGCAGCACAGCCUAUGUGACCAGCGUGCAGCAAUAUCUGCAGUCCAAGGCCUACACAGCAGUGUCGCCUCAUUCGACUACGACUGCGCCAAAUGUUACUUCAUAUCUCGUUGAUGAGGAACAAGCGGCAAUUCUUGCAACUGUUCUGCAAGGAGCACCAAAAAUAUAUCGUGCCGAUUUGGAGCAGGCAAUUGACAAGCUGCUCCACAUAGAGCUGCCUAAAGUGCGUGUUUUUGCAGGCGAAAGUCUUUUGGCUCUGAGGCAGUUGCUCAAUGUUAUGCACCGUUUUAGUCCUUUAAACCGCAGCGGAAAUAUAUUGCUGGCACGUCUGUAUGAAUUCGUUAAUGACUUCGGCGGCGACAAGCUUAGUGGCUUUGCCUUUCAGGCGCAGGUGCAAUUGUUGGAGAGCAUGCUGCCAAAGGUAUUCAAGGCCAGGCGAUAUGUGGGCUGCAUUGCAUCGGGUCCUUUUCUGCGUGGCUUCACCUGUUCGCUGUGGACGCUGUUUCAUUAUCUCACCGUGCAGACGGCCAGGUCGCCCGUUUUGCCAGCGGGUUUUGUUUUGGGCACUAUUCACGGCUUCGUCAGUCAUUUUUUUGGCUGCAAGGAUUGUGUCCAGCAUUUCCUGGGUAUGGCAGAGCGUCGCAGAAUUUUCUCAGUGGCCAGCCGGGACGAGGAAAUCCUUUGGCUAUGGGAGGCACACAAUGAGGUGAAUCAACGCUUAGCUGGCGAUUCCACCGAAGAUCCCAAAUUUCCGAAAAUACAAUUUCCCAGUCGCAGUGUUUGCGACAAAUGUCAAAUGCACACGCCUCAAAACACGACUUGGAGGCGGCCAGAGGUAUUGGAGUUUUUUAAACUACUCUACGCUGUCAAAAACUUGAGCAAUUACGGCUUACCCACCGCAAUUGGUUACGAGUGAUGAUUGGGCAUUAAAUCAGAAUCGAGGUUCAAGACUCUGAAUUGGUUUAAUAAAAUGUUCUACGGGAAGAUUAAUAUAAUAAGGUAUUGCAAAUAAAUAU